AUGAAUUGGGAGAAAGGAGGUAAGGGCACAGUAAGACAAGGCUCCAGAAGUGCAACUUUUGAGGAUUAUGUCAUGCAAUUGUUGACUGAAAUAAAAGAGGACAUAAAAGGUAAUUCUCAGGGCACUGAAAAAUUGGGCAAGGACUUUGAGGAACUGAGAGUGGAACUGAAAGCAGUGAAAAUGAGUUACAAGUCACGAGACGAGACUGACUCAGCUAGAGACAAUUAGAGUGACUGAUUUAGAAAGAUUACAAUAUGAAAAUUCAAAUUUGAUCACAUUUCUUCAGAUGAGAGAGCUGGAAUCUCAGCUACGAUUGAGAGGGGUUCCUCAACUGGAACAGGAUCGGCUCAGGGAGUGGAUGAUAAAUCAAUUUGUGGUGUGGUGGGACUUGAAAAAAGAUGAAGUUAACUCUUGGACAGAAAAGGUCUACAGAUUUGGUUCUAAAAAAGAUUCAAAAAUUAUCUACGAUUGAAUUGUGGUCUUCAAGCCUAAAGAACAAAGAGAUAUUAUUUUGGGCCUGCAUUACAAAAAAGGUUUAAAAGUUCAGGAUAAAGCAAUUGUCCUUUUUAAGGAGUUUCCUAAACAUUUUUUGAACUUGAGAUCCAAUUAUACAGAUUUGGCAACCACCCGAGAAGGAAAAAUAUAUAUUUAUAGGUGGGUAUUCCCGGAGGGCCUUUUCUUCAGAUUUGAGGGAAGGAAACAAAUAAUUAAGACUGUUGGAGAGAAGGAUAGGUUUCUGCAAAAGCACUCAGUUGAACUUGGGUUGGAAAGCCCACAGGGGGCAGGGGCAGCAGCACUCUAACUGAUUAGGAUGGCUUUGAGAAUUUACUCUUGGAAUGUCAAUGGUUUAAACUCUCCACAAAAAAGGAGUCAGAUUUAUCAUGUUUUGUCAAAGCAGAAUUUGGAUUUAAUUUGUUUACGUGAAACACACAUCAAAAGACAACAUAGAAAAAUUAUUUUGAAUAAGAAACUUGGUCCAGAAUUCAUUUCCUCAGAUAAAGUUAAAAAAAGAGGAGUGGUGUUUUAUGUUAAAGAAAAGUGGAAUCCAACAUUGAUUUUAAAACAUGAGGAGGGAAGAUACAUAGCAAUAGAAAUUGCAGCACAAGGCAAAAAACAUCUAUUGGGAGUCUAUGCACCUCAUGAUGGCAAAGCGAAAUUUUUUAAGAAUGUGGAAACAAAGCUUCUGGACUACUUGGAUUAUAUAUUAAUUCUAAUGAGAGAUCUGAAUGGAGUUGCAUCAACUCUAAUGGGUAGGACUCAGAGACAAAAAAUACUGAAUGCUGUCAGACUACCAAAGACAUUUUUUGACAUAACAGAUAAAUUUGAUUUGUCAGACAUACGAAGAAUUAGAAAUCCAAAUUAAAAGACUUUACAUUCUAUUCAGAUGCAAAUCGAUCAUUUUUGAGAAUCAACUAUUUAUAGAUAUCCAGAGACUUGGUUCCCAGAGUAACAAAAAUGGAAAUUUGCCCCAAAACCUGUUCAGAUCACUAUGCAGUAUUUAUGGAAGUGCAAUUGUUUUUACAGGGAUCUUUCAGAUGGAGGAUGAAUGAUGAUUUGUUGAGGAAUGGGCAAAUAAUCAGGCCCGAAAGACUCUAAAAGACUAUUUUGAGAUGACUAUGACUUUUGGAAUGGAAAAAAGAGUCAUUUGAGACGCAAGUAAAGCAGUAACAAGAGGAUUCCUCAUUCAACAAAAUUCAAUUAAGAGAAAGAUACAAAAUGAAAAGAAAGAUAAAAUUUUGGAUCAAUUAAAAUAAAGAGAAGAACCUUAGAAGUAAUCCAACGAAUUUGCAGAUACAAAAGAAAAUUAAAGCCUUACAGAUCCAGUAUUCACAGAUUAUAAACCAAUAAAUAGAAUGGAAAUUAAGACUGAUGAGACAAAGGAAUUUUGAAUCUGCAUAUAAAUGUGGGAAACUCUUAGCUUGGCAGUUAAAAAAAAAGACAGAAACAAAGUACUAUUACAAAUACUGUAUCAGAAGGAAAGUCUGUGGAGACCCCUGUGGAGAUAAGAAGAUGUUUCCAGAAGUAUUACAAACAAAUGUAUAAAAAUGGUAAAGAAGACAAGGUCAAAAUUGAGCAGUUUAUUAAAACUAAUGGCUUGCAGAAGAUUCCUGAAGGUAAAAGGAUCCUACUAAAUGGUUUAAUUACACGGCAGGAGGUCGAAAAUGCAAUAAAUUCAAUGUAACUUGGCAAAGCCUCAGGACCAGAUGGAUUGUCAGCAAAAUACUAUAAGACUAUGAAAGAUUGGCUUAUUCAGUCAUUGGUAGAAGUUUGCAAUAAGGUAAUAGGAGGGGACAAAGCACCCGAAACCUGGAAGGAAGCUUAUAUAACCCUGAUUCCAAAACAAGAUCAAGAUAGAUCUAAUGUCAAAAACUAUAGGCAAAAACUAUAUGAAAGAUAAUAUUAGGAAUAUAGUUGAUAUUUUGGAAAAGUUAGAAACAAGAAAAAUUGUAAAGCAAUGUUAAUGUUUAUUGAUGCGGAGAAGGCCUUUGACAACGUGUCUUGGAGUUUUAUGAUACAAAAUUUAGAAAGUAUUGGGGUUGGACAGGAGUUUUUAAAUGGUAUUAAUGUGGUUUAUCAUUAACAAAAAGGCGCAGCGAAUCCAGCAGGCUGCUGUGGAGAUCUGUAUGCAACUGCUAAAGGGACUUGAAUUCAAGUGGCACAGAUUUUGGGAAUACAAGGGUUCCUUUCUGAAAGGAAAGGAGCAGAUUUCUUGACUAUCGGUGACCUAAGAUAUUUGGGCCUCCCCUGAUGAUGCUCAGUUGCAACUCCCAUCAUCCUCGCUUCUUAGCCUUGCUGGCCAGGGCUGUUGGGACUUGAAGUCCAGCAACCUCUGGAGUGCCAGAGAUUAGCUACCCAGGUUUAGGGCCAGGGCUGUAAUGUAGGAAUUUUUGGAACAGCUAGGCACCGGCGUACAAACCCCUGACAUAAAACUAAAAUGUGAGAGAGGGCACUUGCUCUUCAUGCAAAAGGCCUCCAGUUAAUGUGAAUUAUCCAGUUUGUUUGUGGGUCAGAUUAGGAUCUGUGUAUGCCCCUCCUGCAGUUACUUGCAUAGUAGAGGGAUUGCAAUGGCAUCUUGAGAAGGGAGCAGGAGGCAAGGAAGCCAAGCUCAAAAGCAGCCCACCGAAACAGCCUCAGGAUUCUUCUUCCAAACAGGAGGCAGGCCCAGAUAUGAGGUCCGCUGGAGGCCACGGAGUGGGUAGCGAGCAAGAAACCUUCCAAAUCUAGUAGAAUGGCUACUAAACCACCUUUGCUUGAUAUUGCAGCCUGCGUGGAAAGAUCGGAGGCUUCAGGUAGUAAAGGGGACUUGUUCACCUCGAGCUUGUUCACCGUGCCAUGGCUUCAGAAGGAAGAUGCAAGACCUCCGGAGCAGAAUCUUCCAGCGGAGAUAUCUGCAGGUGAGAAUCUGGCACCUACCUUCACAGUGGUGGGGCUGGCUGGCUUGGAGCUGGGUUUCACCACGGGGCUCCUGUUGUGGGGUUGAAGGGGUUGUGCAAAUUUGGCCAUUGCCACAGCCAGUUUAGGGGGAGGUACCAAAGGAUGGGACAGAGCUGACUGAAGAGACGUUACUGGUGCAGCCAGGAGAUGUGCGAGGAGAACUUUGUGCAGCUGUCUAGACCGACAGUCAAUUGGGUGCAGUCAGGUAAGAAGGUGGACGCAGUUAUGAAAGGUAUCGCAUACGGGGAGGCCUCGAGUUGGAUAUCCUUGAUUGCCUGCCACCAAUGAGCAAAUAUGAAAAGGGGAGUUUGUGGAUGUGUUUGUCCUUUCUUGAUUUAUUUGUUCUUUUUAUUAAACGUAUUCGUCACUUUCUUACCAAAAUAACGAAAAGCAUAUUGCAAUACUUUUAAGCAAGGAAGCGUGCAAACACACACACACACACACACACACACACAGAGAGAGAGAGAGAGAGAGAGAGAGAGAGACAUUUUAAAUAUCUAUAAUUAUUGGUGGUCUCCAUAUUUAGGGAAGCAGAACAAAUGAAUAAAAUCAGAGGGAAUAUGAAUGAGAAGAUAGAAAAAGAUGUAUAGAAAUUUAUUUAUUAAAUUUGUAUGCCACCCUUCCUUCAAAGAUCAAGGGCAGCUCACAACAUAAGAAAUACAAAAUGAGAAUGCAAAAUAGAAAAAUGAGUCAACGUGGCCAGCAGGAUUUUUGGCACCUGGUGGAGCGACAUUGGAGAAACGGCCCAAUAAAGGAAGAGUUGUCAGUGUUUGUAAAAAGCAAAAAAAAAAAAGAAGGAAAGGGUUCUGACCUCCCUUUGUCUCCUCAGCCUGGUCCUCGGACCCUUGUCGGCACAAAAAGAGUCCACGAGAAUAUCCUUGCAGAGUUUUAUUCUUAAAAGUCUUUGUGCAAAACAUGACUGAAUAACUAUACACACCAGCACUAACCAACCCAAACACCAGCCUCAGCACAAAGUAACAUUUCUCACUUUAUAUAUACAACUUGGUGCAGGCCGCUGAGUCAUGCUGACCCAGCUUUAUUCGCAUUAAAGAAACAGCGGCCAUUUUAGCCGUGACACCCCUUCUGCUUCUUAAAUGUGAAAAACCCCAACAGAAACAAUACAUACAUACAUUAUAUACAUAAACCCAGUUUUGUCAUUAAUUCAUUAUGGCAUGUUGCUGGCAAAGGCUUGGUAAACAAAUCAGCAAUAUUAUCUUGUGAUUGACAGUACUCCAGUUUGAUUACCCCAUUCUGUACACAAUCUCUCACAUUUGCAUGACGGAUAGCAAUAUGUUUUGAUGCGGAUUUCAUUAUUUCUGAGCCCGCUAAUGCAAUGCACGAUUGGCUAUCUUCAUACGCUUGGAUAGGCAAAUCUCCUUUACAAUCUAGAUAUUUUAGUAUCUGUAUAAACCACAUGAUUUCAUUGCAUGCUAGUGACAGGCUCCCAUAUUCUGCCUCACAGGAUGAGGUCGCAACAAAUCCUUGUUUCUUUGAUCUCCAUCCAAUUAUGGAAUUGGCAAACAUCAUAACCAUUCCACUUGUAGAUUUUCUGGUAGCUACACAGCUUCCCCAGUCCGCAUCAACAAAUACUUCUAGUUUUUCGUCUUGUGUACUAGAUAUCUUCAAACAUACAUUUAAUGUCCCCUUUAGAUAUCUGAUAAGCCUUUUCAAAGCACACCAGUCAGCAGUACUGGGUUUAGAUACACGUUGGCUCAGAACAUUUGUAGCACAUGCAAUGUCUGGCCUUGACCACUGGCUUAAAUACAGCAGUGAUCCAGAAAUACUUAAAAGAGAAGGGAGUCCAAGAUGGAUGGGAAUUUCUGAAAGGUGAAAUAUUGAAGGUACAAAGGCAGACAAUUCCAACAAGAAAGAAAAGUAGGAGGCAUCUAAAGAAACUUGUGUGGCUGCAUAAGCAGCUUACAGGUAAGCUGAGAUUUAAGAAGGGCAUGUAUACGAAAUGGAAGGAAGGAGAAAUCACGAAGGAUUAGGGUACACAGUAGCCAACAGCUGCAAGGAGAAGGUAAGGCUUUUGACCAAGUCCCCUGUGAUAGACUUGCAGAGAAACUGGUAAAAUUUGGGUUGGACGAGCAGUUUGAAAGCAUGCCAGUGCAAGUAGAUAAAUGGGUACUGAUGUGGCAGGAACGUAAAUGGUGUUUCCGUGCACCCUAGAUUUUGUCACGCCACAAGCGGUUUAGUCCUGCUGGCCACAUGACCUGGAAAACUGUGGAUAAACGGUGGCUCCCUCAGCCUGAACGCGAGAUGAGCGCCGUAACCCCAUAGUCGCCUUUGAGUGGACUUAACUGUCCAAGGGUUCUUUACCUUUUUUUACUUUACCUUUAGGUGGGUUGGUAGCUGGUUGACUGACUGAACCCAAAGAGUGCCCGUUAAUGGUUCCUUAUCCUGGAAAAAAGUGACAAGUGGGGUGCCACAGGGUUUUGUCCUGGGUCAUUGUUGUUCAGCGUCUUUAUGUAUGACUUGGAUGAUGGAGUUAUGGGGAUGCUCAUCGAAUUGGCAGAUGACACCAACCCUGGAGGGGGAGCUAAUGCUGCAGAAGGCACAAUUGGGAUUCAAGAUGACCUUAACAGAUUGGAGAACUGGGUCCAAACUAACAAAAUGAGUUUUGAUACGGGCAACUGUCAGGUUCUGCACUUAGGCAGGAAUAACCAAUUUUACAAAUAUAAGACAGGAAAUACUUGGCUUGCCAGUAAGACAUGUGAAAAGGAUCUAGGGGUCUUGGUGGUCCACAAGCUUAGCAUAAUUCAACAGUGUGCUGCAGCAGCAAAACUAGCUAAUGCUAUUCUAGGCUGCAUCAAAAGAAGUCUAGUGUCCAGAUACAGGGAAUUAAUAGUCAUCUAUUCUGCCUUGUUCAGACCAUACCUGGAAUACUGUAUCCUGUUCUGGGCACCCCAAGUUUAAGAAACAUGAUUGAUAAUCUGGAAAGUGUUCAGAGAAGGGUGACCAAGAUGAUCGAAGGUCUAGAAGCCUUAUGAGGAAUGGUUGAAGAAACUGGGUAUUUUUAGCUUGGAAAAGAGGAGGCUGAGAGGAGAUACGAUACCCUUCUCUACAUACCUAAAGGGCUGCCACAUGGAAGAUGUAGCCUGCUUAUUUUACCCCUCUCUGCAGGGUAGGGGCUGAACCAGUGGCUUCAGGUUAGAAGAAAGAUUCUGACUCAACAUCAGGAAGAACUUUCUGACAGGGCGAGCUGCUCAACAGUGGAACGGUCUCCUUUGGGAGGUUGUAGACUCUCCUUCCUCGGAGGUUUUUAAUCAGAGCUUGGAUGGCCAUCUGUCAUGGAUGCUUAGCUGAAAUUCCUGCAUUGCAGGGUUGGACUAGUUGGCUCUUGGGGUCCCUUUCAACUCUACUAUUAUAUGAUUCCAUCAGUUUUCAAUGUUCAGAUUAGGGUAGGGGUGGUAACAUAUAUGACCUAUAGUUGUUGAGCAACUUGGGGAGUAGAACUUGCAUAUUAGGCGACAGGACAACUAGUUGGAACGUUAAUAAUAAUAAUAAUAUAAUAAUAAUAAUUUUUUAUUUAUACCCCGCCCUCCCCAGCCAAGGCCGGGCUUAGGGCGGCUAACAAGCAAUAAUAAAAACAAGUUGAAUCAUUACAACUUAAAAACAAAAUUAAAAUACAACAUUAAAAUAUUGAAACAUUAAAAUAUUGUAAAAUUGUAGCCUCAUCACAGGAGGAGAAGGAAAAUAAAAAAGAAAGAGAGGGAGGGAGGGAAUCAAAUUGGCUCCAAGCCAAAGGCCAGGUGGAACAACUGUGUCUUACAGGCCCUGCGGAAAGAAAUCAGAUCCUGCAGGGCCCUGGUCUCAUGAGGCAGAGCGUUCCACCAGGCUGGAGCCAGAGUUGAAAAGGCCCUGGCUCUGGUUGAGGCUAUUCUAACUUCCUUAGGGCCCGGGACCACUAGGGUGUUGCUAUUUAUGGACCUUGAGGCUCUCUGUGGGGCAUACCGGGAGAGGCGGUCCCGUGGGUACGAGUCCUAGGCUGUGAAGGGCUUUAAAGGUCAAAAGCAGCACCUUAAAUCUGACCCUGUACUCCACCGGGAGCCAGUGCAGCUUGAAAAGCACUGGGUGAAUAUGCUCCCAUGGCAGAGACCCCGUGAGGAGCCUCGCUGCAGCAUUCUGCACCUGCUGGAGUUUCUGGGACAGCUUCAAGGGCAGCCCCGCGUAGAGCGAAUUACAGUAGUCAAGCCUGGAGAUGACCGUCGCAUGGAUCACUGUGGCCAGGUCGGGGCGGGAAAGGUAAGGGACUAACGGCUUGAUGCGGUGGAAAAAUGUCGCCUUGGCUGUUGCUGUAACCUUGCGCCUCCUUGGAAAGGGGGGUGUCAAGUAUUACACGCAAACUCUUAACGGAAGGCAAUGGCACUAAUUGGGCCCCCGCAAGAGAAGGGAGUUGGUCCCUCAUCCCCAUGCCGUCCCGACCCAGCCAUAGGACCUCUGUCUUCAAAGGAUUUAGUUUCAAUCAGCUCCCAUGAAACCAUCCAGCCACAGCUUCCAAGCAUCUGGUCAGUGUGUUUGGGGCCGAGUCGGUGUGGCCAUCCAUCAACAGAUAGAGCUGAGUGUCAUCAGCAUAUUGGUGACAGCCCAGCCCAAAGCUCCGGAUAAUCUGGGCAAGGGGGCGCAUAAAGAUGUUAAAAAGCAUCGGGGAGAGGAUUGCACCCUGUGGCACUCCACGCACCAAGGAGUGGCGCGACGACAUUUCCCUCCCUAGUGCCACCCUCUGUCCCCAACCAGAGAUAAAAGCACAGCCAGUUACGGGCUAUGCCCUGUAUCCCCACGUCUGCGAGGCAGUGGUCCAGAAGAUCAUGAUUGACCAUGUCAAAGGCUGCUGACAAAUCUAAAAGGAUCAGCAGUCCUGACCCGCCUCGAUCCAGUUGUCUACGGAGAUCAUCUGUUAGGGCAACCAGAGCCGUUUCGGUCCCAAAACCAGGACGGAAAUUGGACUGAAAUGGAUCUAAAUCCAAUGUUUCCUCCAGAAACCUACCAAGCUGUUCAGCAACCGCUCUCUCAAUUACCUUACCCAGAGAUGGAAGAUUUGAAACUGGGCAGUAAUUAGAUAGGUCUAAGGGAUCUAGUGAAGUUUUCUUUAAGAGUGGACACACCAGUGCUUCCUUCAGUUCCCCUGGGAAUGUCCCCGUGUCAAGAGACAAGUUGAUGAUUUCAACCAGGGGGGUCCGCGCAACAUCUGGACACUCCCUAAUCAGCCAAGAUGGGCAUGGAUCAAGGAGGCAGGUGGUGGGCCUACCAACUUGGAGGAAUCUAUCCACAUCAGCAGGGAGUAUCCAAUCGAAAUGGUCCAACACUGGACCUGUAGUCAGUCGACGGGCCUCCAGUUCAGUCACUGUAUCUAAAUUGGCAGGGAGGUCACGGCGGAGCAACAGGACUUUCUCUGCAAAAAAGCUUGUGAAUGUCUCACAGCUGUGGGUCGAAUUUGUUCUUAAAUUUGGUUGUCCUCCUGAGGACGUUAUUGACCUAAUUAUUCUAAAAAGUUGUGCCGGGCGAGAGCUAGCGGAUGCAAUCGAAGCUGCAAAGUAAGAUUUCUUAGCAGCUUUCAUAGCCAUCUCAUAAGCUUUCAUAAGCGUCCUAUAAGAUAUUCUUGAGGCUCCGUCACGAGUCCGUCGCCAUACUCGCUCUAGCCGUCAAGAUCCCGCUUCAUUUUCCGGAGCUCCUCAGUAAACCAAGGGGCCCCGUUUCAACGGGGUCGCAGAGGGCGCUUAGGCGCGAUCUUAUCAAUGGCUGCCAAGAGCCAGUUGUUCCAGUCCUCUACAAGGUCAUCUAAUGAGUCGCCAGGAGGAGCAGGGUCCCGCAAGGCUUGUCGGAAUCUAUCAGGAUCCAUCAGUUUUCGCGGGCGAGCCCAAAUAGGCUCGCCACCCGAGCAGGGGAGGAGCGGGAAGUCAAUCUUGGCUUUCAGAGCGUAGUGAUCAGACCAUGGCACUUCCACAGGGGGGAGCAUGAUCACAUCUAUGCCAGCCCCAAAGAUCAGAUCCAGCAUGAUGAGUGGGGCCCAAAACAAACUGGGAGAGCCCUAGUGUUAAAAAGCGGUAAGAGUUAAGAGGUAAGGUGUCUCCUUGUAUUUACUGGUUCAGGCCAAAAUGCUUGCAAAUGUUUCUCCUGACCUUAGGCUUAGGAAAAUGGCGGGAUGGGAGAAGGAAUGCCCCUCCCAGCCAUCAUGGGGAAACAAUCUGUGUUUCCAAAUGAGGCUGCAUUAUUCAGUGAGUAAUCUAUGGGAAUCAUUUCCGCAAGUGGCAUUGUUUCUCUUUAUUAUUUUCUAGUAAUAGGUUUGUUUUGUGGUUUUUAUAAGGAAAUCUGUUUUUAAGGGGAUAGGUUCAGGGAGUGAGUCCUAGCCAAUGGGAUGGCUUGGGCAGGUUCUCACGGGGAGGGGGGAUUUAUUGGGACACCCGAUUUCCGUGAUCAUGGGCAGGAGGAGGAGUUACGCUAGGACCAGACCAUGUCAUUACCGAGGGGGCAGGUUUACUCGUUUGGAGACUAUCCCUGCCUCCGGGUCUGGUCCUGACCAGAAGGUUACAGGUAUCAACAAGGGUGUCCUACAUGACCUUCAGGUGCUGCUGUGCAAUGCCAGGUCAAUGAUCCAGAAGACCACUGCCGUCCAUGACUUGAUCAUGGAUGGAGAACUUGAACUGGAAUGUGUAACAGAGACUUGGUUGGAUGAGGCAUAUGAACCUGUUCUUGCUGGUGCUUGUCUGCCAGGCUUCCCUUAUGCACAGCAACCCAGGUCCUGUGGGUGGGGAGGGGGGGUUGCAGUGAUUUUUAGGAAGUCCUUUGUUUUCAUUGGGCAUCCUUAUUAGGAAGACCCCCUUCUCUAAAGUUGGGCAAUAGGGACAGUACAGGAUUGCUAUUGGUGUACCAACCUCCCCGCUGCACCAAGGAUUCCCUGCUCACACUGCUUCAGGUCAUGUCGGAUGUUUUCCUGGAGCCACCCAUCUUGGUCCUGGGUGAGUUUAACAUCCAUGCCAACAUGACCUUACACUGCGCUGCUUGGGACUUUGUGGAAAGCAUGGCCUUCAUGGGGCUGUACCUGAAUAAGUUUGGUCCAACUCAUAGUGGCGGAUAUACCUUGGACCUGGUGUUCACCUCUAUGGAUGUGGGUGAUCUGACACUAAAAGUGAAACAAAAGAAGUUCUAUGUCGGAUCACUUCCUGUUGCAACUAGACUUCUCCGCUACCAUCCCCUGCAUAGGGAAGUGGGACUGAUUAGAAUGGUCCGUCACAGCCACUUAAUGGAUCUAGAUAGUUUCCAGAGAGUGGUAGGGGAUGUUUUAUCCCAUGUUGAUGGCCUUUCAGCUGAUUUACUGGUGGCUUGUUGGAAUGCUGUGUUAACUAGGGUUGUUGACUUGUCUGGUUCCGAAGUGCCCACUCCGAUUGCAUGGAGCCUGGAUGACCCCAUGGUUCUCCCCUGGGCUGAGGGCAAUCAAACGAUGGCUAGAGUGCCGGUGGCAGAAAACCCACUCUGAAUCAGACUUUGAGCCUACCAAGUUUUGAUAACAAUGGCAAAGAGGACCUUCUUCACCGCCUCUAUUGCAUCUGCAGAAAAUAGUUCCAGGAGACUCUUCCAGGUGGUCUGGAGUUUUACAGAUCCACCUUCACCAGCUUGAGUCCAGCACGGACUGCAAGGUCUUCUAUGAUGACUUCACAAAGCUUUUGCAGGUAAAAAUCAGAUUCGGAGGGAGGUAGACCCCACAAUGGGGCAGGGUUGUGGUGGAAGAGUGCCAGAGCUCUGCCUAGUCAUGUCGCAUGGGAACAAUUUCAGUCUGUUACAUCUGAGGAUGUGGAGAGGCUGCUUGGACAAGUGAAACUGACCACCUGUCUCCUUGAUCCUUGCCCAUCUUGGCUUAUAAAAGAGUGCUGGGAAGGGCUGGGCAAUGAGCUGUGCGGGGUGGUGAAUGCUUCCCUCCGCGUGGGAAUCUUCCCAUACCCACUUAAAGAAGCAGUUAUUAAACCUCUUCUUAAAAAGCUAUCUUUGAGCCCAGCCAUCAUGGCCAACUAUCGCCCAGGCUCAAAUCUUCCAUUCUUGAGCAAGGUGAUUGAGCAGGUGGUUGCUGAACAACUCCAGGCACGCCUGGAAGAUGCGGACCAUUUGGAUCCCUUCCAGUUGGGAUUCAAGCCUAAUCAUAGGACUGAAACUGCCUUGGUCACACUGGUCGAUGAUCUCCAGCAGCCUAGGGACAAAGGUGAGAGCUGUUUCCUAGUUCUGCUGGAUCUCUCAGCAGCCUUUGACACCAUCGACCAUGACAUCCUUCUGGACUGUCUAGAGGGGCUGGGAGCUGGGGGCACUGUUAUACAGUGGUUCCUCUCCUUCCUCCUGGGCCAUGUUCAGAAAGUGGUGUUGAGGGAUGAAUGUUCGGAUCCCUGGGUACUCACUUAUGGGGUGCCUCAGGGUUCCAUCCUCUCCCCGAUGCUUUUCAAUAUCUAUUUGAAGCCGCUGGGAGAGUUCAUCAGGGGGUUUGGGCUGGGUGUUCAUCAGUAUGCCGAUGAUACCCAGCUCUACCUCUCCUUCAAAUCAGAACCAGUGAAAGCAGUGAAAGUCCUGUGUGAGAGGGUUGGAGGAUGAAUAGUGGCUAACGCUGAAUCCUGACAAGACAGAAGUAUUGUUUUGGGGGGACAGGGUGGGCAGUUGUGGGGGACUCCCUGCUCCUGAAUGGGAUAACUCUGCCCCUCAGAUAUGAGGUGCGCAGCCUGGGUGUCAUUUUGGACUCACAGCUGUCCAUGGAGGUGCAGAUCAAUUCUGUGUCCAGGGUGGCUGUCUGCUAGCUCUAUGUGAGAUCCUCUCUGCCUGUGCCCUGUCUAACAAGAGUGGUGCAUGCUCUGGUUAUCUCCCGCUUAGACUACUGCAAUGCCCUCUACAUGGGGCUAGCUUUGAGGGUGACUCAGAAACUACAACUAAUCCAGAAUGCGGCAGCUAGACUGGUGACUGGGAGCAGCCGCCAAGACCAUAUAACACCAGUCCUGAAAGACUCACAUUGGCUCCCAAUACACUUCAAAGCACAAAGUGUGGGUGCUGAACUUUAAAGCCCUAAACAACCUCAGCCCAGUAUACCUGAAGGAGCAUCUCCAGUGCCAAGGCCCUUCUGGCAAUUCCCUCACUGCGAGAAGUGAGGUUACAGGGAACCAGGCGGGGGCCUUCUCAAUAGUGGCGCUUGCUCUGUGAAACACCCUCCCACCAGAUGUUGAGGAGAUAAACAACAAUAUGUUUUUUAGAAGACAUUUGAAAGCAAUUCUGUAUAGGGAAGCUUUUAGAGUUUGUUGGUUUACUAUGUUUUUAUGUGUGCUGGAAGCCUCCCAGAAUGGCUAGGGAAACCUAGUCAGAUGGACAGGGUAUGAAUAACAAAUUAUUGUUACUAUUACAUGAAAUGGGGAGGUUUUGCCACUGCCACUCCUGUGCCUUCUGAGAUCGCACAUCUGUGACUACCAGGUUCCAGCGAAAGAUCCCAAGAGGUCUGUGAGAUCUCCCUGGAAUCCGGAAGACACAGCCGCUUUUCGUUGCUUUUCUGGUGGAGCACUUCUUUGCCACAGGAGAAGUGAGGAGACACUGGGGCCAUGGCGAGAUCUUGCGAGUGUUCAGUAGGAGCAGGUGGGGUGCCUUUGCGGGAUUCCAGCGCCUGAGGAGGCUGCCUCAGUCCGCUUCAUGUGUGGUCCGGCCCUGCCUGUGAUUUCUCAGUCUGGUGUUCUUGGAGGUUGGGGUUCUACUGAGGACGCGGUUCAAUCCUGACUGAAGAGCUUGAUGGUGCCGUUAAGUCCACACUUGGAGGCUGAUCUCUGAGCAAUGACUGUCUUCGAGGAAUAUGCAGAGCACAGGGGCAACUCUCCACGGAUCUUCAUGCCUCGUGUGCAUGGCCAUCUUCUUACGAAGUUUCAGUUCUGGACAGAAACUAAGAAAACACUUGAGCAGCUGGUGCUGGCUGUGUUGGAGGUACUCUGGGCCUGUUCAUUUAGGAUUACGGUGGCCCCAACUGCAGUACACCUGGAGACACCUUUGAGAGGCAUACAAAACAUAAACAGGUCAUGUUUAGCAUCUUACCAAGCACCGAUAGGCAUCUGAAAAGCCGGGGGAAAGAAAACUGUCCAGAGUUGCAAUUUACUGAUGAUAUUUUUUGUUGACAGAUGGCUGGGAUGGAGGCAAGCGUGUCCAAGUCCUCAUCGCAGGCCACUGUACAGUUCUUCAGGCCAGACGUAGAGCGAUUCAUUCCAGUCUGGGAACUGACUUGGGUCUGAGCCACAUGGCCUUUGUUCAGUGGUUGGGCAGGAAGAGUUGCAGGUGGAGUCAUCUGUUGCACACAAUCUUCCAGGACAGGGUGGUCUGGCAGAAGCUGGACAUUGUGGUUCUGCACUUGGACGACUAUGAAAUGAGGUUUAUGAAGAGUGAGGAUAUAAUUUCUCAAGUGGUAGCGGAUUUGGAGGCAUUUAGGCAAACGUGGCCGGGGAUCCUUAUCCUGUGGUCCAACAUCUUGCCCAGGAGUGCCUCAUGCACUAAACCGUUCAUGAAGCGAUUGCGCCAAAAGCGGCAAUAUAUUAAUAGAGAAGUGAGAAUGGCGCUGUUUGCAACGGGGGGUGGAAUGAUAUCUCACCCCCAAAUUAAUCCCACUAGGACCGAACUUUACCGAAAGAAUGGGAUUUCCUUGUCUCCUGCUGGGAACGAUGUUUUCCUCUCUAACCUCCACAGAGAAAUAAAAGCACAUAUUCGACAGCGGUGGGGGAACAUGGACUAAGCCGAGCUUUAUCCUCCUGCGAAAGGGGAGAAGUUGGCAAAACCGCGAGUACCCCAAAUCACUUUUCAGGUUGCUAAGCGGCUCCAGGGGGACCUGUGGGGCAGGAAAGGGAUCUCUCUUGAGGUUGACCCGUGUCACUUGCCUGGAUUUGUGGGGCUCCAAGGGUGUAUGAGUCAGCCAGAGCUCACCUUAAGGGGUGCGGUGGGGGGAGAGGAGGGCAAUGGAGACCACCUUCCUCCCUGCAAGGUAGGCUUAGCCAUUCACGACAGGAUUUGGAGUCUCAGGAGAGACUUGGACUCCUGCCCACGCGUCUCCUCCUUUCCUGCCUGCCGUUUGUAAGUUAUUCUGCUGUAGUUAAUAAAGUGACCCUCCUUAAAUCUCACACUUUGUGUCUUGCCUCUUUAGUCUUUUCCUCCUCAUAUAGCUGUCUUCAACUGAUCCAGAUCCGAGACCUAUCUCUGACAAAUAAUAAUAAUAACUAUUUUAUUUUAUUAUUUGUAUCCCAUCCAUCUGUCUGGGUUACCAUUCUGGGCGGCUUCCAACAAAUAUAAAACAUAAUAAACCAUCAAACAUUAAAAACUUCCCUGUAUAGUUCUGCUUUCAUGAGACCCAACUUUAUUUUUUGUUCAUACUUUAUAGUGCUAACCAUAUGUAUUAUUAAUCACACAGAGCAAUAUACAUUGUCCUACCUUAGUGUUACUUCUAAAUAAGAACCCAUGAUUUUUAUACUUUGCCAAAAGACUGGAAAGCAUUUUAAAAUUGGCCCUUGAUAUAUUUGGAGAUGGCUCUCGGAACUUCUCAUUGUCUCCUCUUGUCCAGGCUAAACAUGGCCAGCUCCUUCAACUGUUCCUCAUAUGGCUUGUUUUCCAGACUCUUGAUCCUCUUGGUUGCCCUCCUCUGCACAUCCUCCAGCUUGUCUAUCUAUCUGGUGCCCAGAAUUGGACACAGUAUUCCAGGUGUGGUCCAGCUAAGGCAGAAUAGAGUGAGACUAGGACUCCCCUUGAUCUGGACCCUGUACUUCUGUUGAUGCAGCCUAGAAGAGCGUUAUUGCUGAAUUUCUUUUAGUUUGCCAUUGUUCACUGCCUCGGGCUGCAGGAAAUGUUGUUCAUGCCCUACAUACAGUUUGCAUUUUGGUCAGACGAGCAGGCUGAGAUCCUGACCUUGCCUCUUGGAUGUGAAAUCUGCAAAAGGGCAGAGGGCUCUUUUGCUGGAGUCCUAUAGGUAUCUCGUUGGCUACUGUGAGAACAGGAUGCUGGACUAGACGGGACACUGGCCUCAUCCAGCAGGCUUCUCUUAUGCAGCCUUAACAGCAUCAACCCAGGGAGCAUUUACAACAGGGCAGUUGGCAGCUAAAUUGGACAUUCUGAGUGUGCCCUGCAAUCAGGCGUGGUGUGUCCCAUUUCUCCGCCUGAGAUGAAAUGGGGAGGCUUUGCUGCUGCCACUGCUACACCAAGGACUCGCUUUAUGGAAUCGCGCGUCUGCACGUUCAAUGAGAUAUCCCAAGAGGUCUGUGAGAUCUCCCUGGAAUCUGGAAGCCACAGCCACUUCUUGCAUCUCUGUGGGGCACUCCUUUGCCACAGGAGAAGUGAGGAGACGCUGGGGCCGUGGCGAGAUCUUGCAAGUGUUCAGUAGGAGCAGGUGGGGUGCCAUUGCGGGAUUCCAGUGGCCAAGGAGGCUGCCUCAGUCCGCUUCGUGUGUGGUCUGGCCCUGCCUGUGAUUUCUCAGUCUGGUGUUCUUGGAGGUUGGGGUUCUAUUGAGGACGUGGUCCAAUACUGACCGAAGAGCUCGAUGGUGCCAUUAAGCCCACGCUUGGAGGCUGAUCCCUGAGCAGUGACUGUCCUUGAGGAAUAUGCAGAGCAUAGGGGCAACUCUCCAGGGAUCUUCAUGCCUUGUGCACAUGGCCAUCUUCUUACGAAGUUUCAGUUCUGGACAGAAACUAAGAAAACACUUGAGCAGCUGGUGCUGGGUGUGUUGGAGGUACUUUGGGCCUGUUCAUUUAGGAUUGUGCCUCAAUUUGGAAACACCUCUGUGAGGCUUCUGUACCGUUGGGUUUCUGAAAAGCUGGGGAAAAGAGAACUGUCCGGAGUUGCAAUCUACUGACGAUGUUUCUUUUUAACAGGAGGCCUGGCUGGAGGCAAGCGUGUCCGAGUCCUCAUCGCAGGCCACAGUAUUGUUCUUGGCGCCAGUCAUAGAGCGAAAUACUACAGUCCGGGAGCUGACUUUGGUCUGAGCCCGGUGGCUUCUGUUCAGUGGUUGGGCAAGAUAAAUUUGAAGUGGAGUCAACUGUUGCCCACAAUCUUCCAGGACGGAGUGGUCUGGCAGAAGCCGGACAUGGUGGUCCUGCACGCAGGUGGCAAUGACCUCGGGUUGAUGCCGUAUAACAACUUGCUUAAGAAAGUGAUAGAGGAUUUGGAGGAGAUUAGGCAAAGGUGGCCGGGGGUUGUUAUCCUGUGGUCCAACAUCUUGCCCAGGAGAUCCUGGAUUAACAUGCCAAUCAUGAAGCUAUUGUGCAAAAAGCGGAAACAGUUUAAUAGACAAAUGAGAAGGGCGCUGAUUGCAACGGGGGACGGAACGAUAUCUCACUACCAAAUUAAUCCCAGUUGCAACGAACUUUACGGAAAGGAUGGGAUUUCUUUGUCUGCUGCUGGAAACGAUAUUUUCCUCUCUAAUCUCCACACAGAAAUAAAAGCACAUAUUCUGCGGCGGUGGGGGAAGAAGGACUAA
Podarcis lilfordi (Lilford's wall lizard) is the source of this 16885-nucleotide messenger RNA. NCBI's taxonomy places the organism in Eukaryota, Metazoa, Chordata, Lepidosauria, Squamata, Lacertidae. The record is from the annotation of a GenBank genome assembly.